GGGGGAAUGGGUCCAAGUCUUGAUCCGGUCAAAAUUUAGCUCUCAACAGCUGUAGUUAGCCUCUUUCAUCUUCAUCCUCCAGCUUCUUCCCCCACGUACCUAAAUACAAUUUCACUUUCCAGUUUCCAAUCAACAGCUGCACUCUCUUCAUAGAUCUACUUGCAUCCACGGACCUGGAUAGUUACGGAUCUGCCGUUUCAAGAAAAAAAAAGAUAUAGUUGAAGAUCUGUUUGCAUCAAAUUUGGUGGGGCACCACUGAUCUAGGUUUUUGAUUUGCUCAGUUUUUAGUUUUGCGCGAGUGAUUGUGUUCUAUUUGUAUGCAAAAAUGGGUUCGAUUCGUAAUACAGUGUACUAUUGUUGUGUAUGGAAUGGGGGAAAGGUUUUGUAUGCAUAUAAUGGUGGAGGAGAUUGUGAGAUUGAAAACUUGGCUGCUUUAUGCCUGGAAAAAGCCCCUUCUCAUCACAAAUGGUACUUUCAGACCAUGUUCAAGAAAACUUUUGGGUUUCUAAUGGAAGAUGGGUAUAUCUAUUUUGCUAUUAUAGAUGAGAAUCUUGGUAACCCUGGGAACCUUCAGUUUCUAGAACAUGUCAGAGAUGAGUUCAAGAAAGUUGCUAAAAAGGGGUCGAAUCGAAGCAUGUCGAAUCUCAACUCACUCGUUUUGCAAGAACAAUUAGUGCCUGUAAUUCGGCGUUUGAUCACCUCUUUGGAACAGGUCACUGGUACCACUUGCAAUGAGACCAUAUCCUCACCUUAUAAUGAUAAUAAUGGUCAACUUGAUAUGGGUGCUUCAACAAAAGCCCCUUUAUUGGGGAAAUCUAGCAAACAAGAGAAGAGAAAGAUGAGAGAUCAUGUGAUUUCGGUAAGAGAAAACGGUGUAGUAGAAGAACACAGGAAGUCUGCAGAUAAAGGAGGCACGAAGGUGGAUUCUUUGAGUUUGGAUUCGAGUAAUCAAGGCGGAUCUGUGGCGGGUAUCUCGUUGACAAAAGAAGUAAGUUCAAUGAAUAGAUCGAGUACUCAAACCGUAAGAAACAAGUGGUGUCGCCAAGUUCGUAUUGUUCUUGCAAUUGAUGUUGCUGUUUGUUUGAUACUAUUUAUAGUUUGGAUAGUGGUGUGUCAUGGUACUGAGUGUAUCCGUUAAAGAUUCAUUCAUUAGUGAAUGGAAUGGAAACACUUGUCUUUGUUCUUUGAAUUUCGUUGCGAUAGUAUAUGGAAGCUGCACGUGAUUCCAGAUUCGAGAUUCUAAUGUUGCAAGGUAUUGGCUCUUGAUUAUUGUUCAUACAGCUUUAUGGUUUAAACAUUUUUGUACAUUUCUUAAAAAUCUAUUUGUACAUCAUUGUGUUGUUCUGAAAUCUAUAAGCUACUAGCUACCGGAUGGAUGUUUUUUGAUCGACCCUUAAACU
Cynara cardunculus var. scolymus (artichoke) is the source of this 1400-nucleotide messenger RNA. Its product is annotated as phytolongin Phyl1.1-like. The coding region runs from base 326 to 1138 and encodes 270 amino acids. Gene Ontology annotation, cellular component: membrane. The transcript is spliced from 2 exons. NCBI's taxonomy places the organism in Eukaryota, Viridiplantae, Streptophyta, Magnoliopsida, Asterales, Asteraceae. The record is from RefSeq and is a predicted model, not a curated record.